UUGCGUGCCAUAGGCAAAGGCAAACCCAAUCCUUUUGCUGCUCCUUACUGAGUGAUACAACAAUCCCCAGGUGUCUGCUGAGAACCUGAUUGGCCUCAGCAGGGCCCGUUGCCCACACAAUGCCAUCUUUGUGAACUUUGAUGAUGGAGAAAUCCCAACUGAACCACUGGAUGCUGCUGUACAGACCUGGAAGGAAGCGUGCAACAAACCUGUGAAUAAACAGGUCUCUACAUUUUCAUAAUUACUGGCUAGUGAGACCUUUAGCAAGCUCAACAACCUCCCAAGAGUGAGGCCAGAAUCCAAACCAGCUGGUAAUACACCAGAGAAGAAGAAGACGAAGAUGAAGAAGACGAAGAAGACGAGAGGGGAAGUUCCAUUCUCAAGCCUCUCUGUGUGUGGGUAGUUUGACCAUGAUGAUGGCCAUGUGGGAAACAGAAUAGGCACCUGAGGAGGUUUGGCCUCCAGCCCACAAGAGCAGCACCUGCAGGGCUCUCACAAGGCAAUGCCAGUUCUACCUCAGCCAUGGACUGGCCUCAGGCUACUGAAGGACAAGCGUGUGGAGGCUCCUCUGGUUCACCUCAGAGCCAAGGCUGGCCCAUGGCAUUGUACACACCCCUGCCCCCCUCACUCUAUAUAUACCAGCUUUCCAGCUGGGCACUGUCUCCUCAGGUGUGCCCUCACCAUGGCUCGCUGGGGGAUCCUGUGCUUGGCCUUGUGCUCCUCCCUGGGGGUGGCCUGGGCUGCGACCCUGGGUGUGGUGCACACCGAGGGCGGUUUUGUGGAAGGCGAGAGCAAGAAACUGGGACUCUUUGGGAGCUACGUCGACAUCUUCAGAGGGAUUCCCUUUGCUGCCCCUCCAAAGACUCUGCAAGACCCUGAACCUCAUCCUGGCUGGGAUGGAACAUUGGAGGCAAAAACAUUCAAGAAUCGCUGCAUGCAGAUGACACUCACCCAGUCUGAUGUCCGUGGGAAAGAGGACUGUCUCUACCUGAACAUGUGGAUCCCUCAAGGCAGGAGACAGGUCUCUACCAACCUGCCUGUGAUGAUCUUCAUCUAUGGUGGAGCCUUCCUGGUGGGAGGGAGCCAGGGAGCCAAUUUCCUGGAUAACUACCUGUACGAUGGCGAGGAGAUCGCCGUGCGGGGCAACGUCAUCGUGGUCACCAUCAACUAUCGCCUGGGGCCCCUGGGCUUCCUGAGCACGGGAGACGAAAACAUGCCAGGGAACUACGGGCUGAAGGACCAGCACAUGGCUAUUGCCUGGGUGAAGAGGAACAUCAAGGCCUUUGGGGGUGACCCAGAAAACAUCACCAUCUUUGGGGAAUCGGCCGUGGUGGAUGAUCCCAACAAGGGGAAUUCAGACGUGCCCGUUUCCUGGCCAGCCUACACCAGCAAGGGCACUUACUACCUGGAGAUCAACAACAAGAUGAACAAGAACUCCGUGAAGCAGGACCUGAGAUCCCGGUUUGUCACCUUCUGGAACUCGGUCUAUCGGAGCCUGCCCCAGGUUGCCAACCUCACCCAGUCGGAUUUCAUGUUCUGAAAUUAAGA
Neopelma chrysocephalum (saffron-crested tyrant-manakin) is the source of this 1548-nucleotide messenger RNA. RefSeq names its product carboxyl ester lipase (gene CEL). Bases 503 to 1540 code for a protein of 345 amino acids. The record is from RefSeq and is a predicted model, not a curated record. Gene Ontology annotation, molecular function: neurexin family protein binding; sterol ester esterase activity; signaling receptor activity. Gene Ontology annotation, cellular component: cell surface; postsynaptic specialization membrane; synapse. Gene Ontology annotation, biological process: chemical synaptic transmission; neuron cell-cell adhesion; presynaptic membrane assembly. The transcript is spliced from 7 exons. NCBI's taxonomy places the organism in Eukaryota, Metazoa, Chordata, Aves, Passeriformes, Pipridae.